This is a messenger RNA of Spizellomyces punctatus DAOM BR117, 2257 nucleotides long. RefSeq lists its product as uncharacterized. Lineage: Eukaryota; Fungi; Chytridiomycota; Chytridiomycetes; Spizellomycetales; Spizellomycetaceae. The record is from RefSeq and is a predicted model, not a curated record. The transcript is spliced from 7 exons. Gene Ontology annotation, cellular component: mitochondrion. Bases 1207 to 2064 code for a protein of 285 amino acids.
UGCUUGCAAACUAUCAGCUACUAUGUAUGCUUUGUCGACCAGCUCUAAAGACAUUUAUCUUCCUGUGCUUAUGCUUCGCUUCAUCAUCUUCGCGCUGCAUUACAUUGAUCAAAUUCUUUGGUGAUCUGGGCGAUAAUCUCUCCAUAUACGUGCGGUCUUGACAUGUUUUCCUUCAUAAUGAGAGGCCAAAUAUCAUUGGAAAGCAAAGUAGUUUUUGGAACAUUUACGACUUCGACUUGACCCAUGAUUCAGCCAUCUGCAGCUGCCGUCGACAACAACAAGUAGACAUAGGGACUGUGAUAGAACCUCAGGACAUGGCCUUGAAAGCAGGAUCGAAUAAAAGCUUACAAGAACGAUGAGCCAUAGUCUGUGGGGCUCAAUCGAGUUGCCAAGUUGGUUGCAGUGUCGACCUGGUCUGUACUUGUGAUUUGAAAAUACACAGUGGUGAACGAGUUUGUGAGGAAAUAUAAUUCAACCAGAAAGCAAAGAGUCUACUUCCCUCCCUCAGCUCUUAAAGCUUCAUUGGGACCCACUCGACUAUCGCAAGCAAUCAGUCUUUGUCCUCCUGUCCCGGGAUUCGAACACUGGAUAGUUGAGUUCGCAUGUCUGCGGCUUAACCACUUGGCUAUUCUGCCUCCGUUAGUCUUUAUAUUGUGUUGCUUUUUAGGGGGAUGUGCACUUUCGCGCACGCGGAGAACGUUGGACCUUGGAUGCUGCGCGCAAGCAACGCGUUGGCACGUGACUGAUUAGGUCAGGAUUUGAAAGAUGCAAACAGGAAUGACUUUGCUGAUAGCCAGAGUUGUGAUGCAACGGCUGGCUGGCUCGGUUCAUGGCUUGACCUUAUGGAGCCAAGCUGAAGCCGAAGCCGUCAAAAGUACGGAUCUGGAGCCAAGCUGAGGAAAUGGCUCGGCUCAGCCUACGGCAUCACUACUUGUGAAGCAGAAGAAAGAGUCCACGAAAUUUAUCAUGAUAUAAGCUAGCACCCCUGAGGAGCUUGUUAGAGUAUGUGAUGCUGAUACUACGGGAUAACCUCGGCAACACCCCUUGGGAUCGUCUCCAUUUGCACUCUUGGGACGGCAAUGAACGAGCCGAACCAAACGACCAACCCGACAAUGUCCCUGUCUGCUAGUUGCCCUGGCAACGCGCCGAACCAAGUUUAGCAGCUGGAAAUGACCUCUCAGCUUGAGUGAUCUACGAUUGUUCACCAUGUUGCGUCGGAACAUAUGGAUAUCCCCGCGAUGCCUCAGUCAUGCUUUACUUGGCAGGAAUGUACCGUCUCAUCCAUUCCGGCCGCUACUUCCUGCCGCACGUAACCUCCACAUCCAACACUUCCCAUCCAGCGACGUAAGACGCAAGAUUCAGGCGAACCGAACAACAACCCAGGCUACUUUGGGACCCUCUCUUCAUCCACUGGGCUUGAGAUUCGCUAGUGCAAAGCAACAGCUUAUGCGUGGACGACCUGUUGAUUUGAAUAUCGCUGACCCGUUUGUACCCUACCCAUCCGGAAAAAGGCCUCCUCUUCUGUCAGAGGAAGGCAAGGAGUAUGCAAAACGGCGGCUGCGAGCCCUAUUUAUAUCUUUCAUCUCUGCGUGGCGAGUGAGAACGCACAUUAAGGGAUGGAAACCUAAACCUUUUGCGUAUGAGGCCCAAGAAUUGUAUACUGCAAUGAAUCAUGCUUUUGCCAAAGGAGACAAGGAUGAAUUGCGGUGUUUUGUCACGGACAGCAUGCUUGCUAACUUGAAUGCAGACAUGAAAGCCGCUAGUAGGGUGGGCAGAUACGAAUGGAAAUCACACGGUCAGUUUGAACACCCAACUACCGUGCACAUUGCAGCCGUCAAAGUGCAGUUUGAGAAGGGUGGACCACAGUACCAUCUAGCCCAAGUCACUGUCAAAGUCUCUUUGAAGCAGUCUGUGGCGUUUUACAACAAGAAUAAUGUCUUAGUAGGUGGCAACCCGAACGAUAUCAAGAAUGUCACCGAGUAUAUUGUGAUGGAGCGAUGGUUGGAUAAUCCUGAGUUGGAUGAGGAUUGGAGGAUAGCCGGCAAGAUUAUUCCCCCAUUCUGAUUUUUCUGACACCUGAAACCCAGAGUAGCCAGCGUAUUUAUUUCCACACUAGAAUGAGUUGUUUGCGAGUGGAUGGAAUUGUAUCAAGCUUAUAUGUAGCGUAGGAACAGAUUAGAACACAUUCAUGACAUUUUCUACAUGAUGACCACCCGGCGGAUGCACACCCUCACGCGCUCCGUGAGAACUCUCAAGU